AUGCUUUUUGAGAUGGCACUGGCAACAAUGAUUGAUCAAGAAAACAUGACGUUCAAUCCUGCAAAUUUGCAUUCUUCAAAGAUACCAUUUCCAAAAUUAUCAUCUAUUGAAAGUGAAUAUUUUGUAUAUCAUCAGGCUGAUCUGUUCUCUCAGAGUUUCUCAGCUAUUGAGGGCAUUCGCUGUAUGGGAAAACUAUGUGAUGUUACACUGAAGGUAGAAAAUAUGUCCUUUAGUGCCCAUCGUUUAGUGUUAGCUGCUACAGUACCGUAUUUUAAUGCUAUGUUUACGCACAACAUGAUUGAAAGUACUCAGAAAGAUAUUGUGAUGCAUGGAAUUGAUCCUGAAGCAUUGGAAGCAUUGAUAAACUUUGCAUACAGUGGUCGAAUAUCAAUAAAUGUUAAUAAUGUUCAGUCACUAUUAAUUGGAGCCUCAUUUUUGCAGUUGAAAUUUGUGCGAAAUGCAUGUACAACAUUCAUUAAAGAAAGGUUUCAUCUAAAUAAUAUUUUAAAAGUACGUUCAUUAGCUGAUUCAUUAGGAUGCUUUGAUCUAUUGACUGAUGCUAAUAGAUAUAUAGCUCAGAAUUUUCGUGAUAUUUCAUUGUCUGAAGAUUUCUUGAAUCUUAGUAUUUUUGAAAUAAUAGAUAUAAUCAAUAAAGAUGAAUUACAAGCAUCUGAAGAACAGGUAUUUGAAGCAGCUAUUCGCUGGGUAAAACAAGGAGAAUUGAGACAAGAAUGUUUUCCUCAGUUGCUCGCUGCUGUAAGAUUGCCAUUACUUUCACCUCAUUACUUGGCUGAUCGAGUUGCUACUGAAGAAUUAAUUAGAUCAUCUCACGAAUGCAGAGAUCUAUUAGAUGAAGCUAAAGACUAUCAUUUAAUGCCUGAAAGACGAAUUUUGUUACAAAGUUUUCGUACUAAACCUCGCUGUGUCAGUUAUAUUCGUGGGCACAUAUUUGCAGUUGGUGGUCUUACAAAAUCAGGUGAUUCAUUAAGUACUGUUGAAGUCUAUAAUCCCUUGACCGAACGAUGGGAGCUUGCAGAAGCCAUGAGUAUAUUACGUAGUAGAGUUGGAGUAGCUGUACUAAAUAACAAAUUAUAUGCGUUUGGAGGUUAUAAUGGAAUUGAAAGACUUUCUUCAGUAGAAGUAUUUGAUCCUAUGACAAAAUCUUGGAGUAUAGUUUCACCUAUGCAUCGUAGGCGCAGUGCCCUUGGAGCAGCUGCUCUUAAUGAUCGACUUUAUGUGUGUGGAGGAUUUGAUGGAGUCACUUCAUUAAAUAUUGUUGAAUGUUAUCAGCCUGAUUUAGAUCGCUGGACAAUCAUUACACCAAUGCAAAAACAUCGAAGUGCUGGUGGCGUGGUUGCAUUUGAUGGUUAUAUUUAUAUUCUUGGAGGUCACGAUGGUCUAAGUAUUUUUGAUUCAGUUGAACGGUAUGAUACAUAUACAGGUCAAUGGAUGACUGUAACACCAAUGUUAAUAAAACGUUGUCGCUUAGGAGUGGCCACGUUGAAUGGUAAACUUUAUGCAUGUGGUGGAUAUGAUGGAUCAACAUUUUUACAAACUGUUGAAGAAUAUGAUCCUCAGACUGACAAGUGGAGAUUUGUGGCUUCUAUGAAUGUGACAAGAAGCCGUGUGGCAUUAGUGGCUAAUGCUGGAAAAUUGUGGGCUAUUGGUGGAUAUGAUGGAUUUUUGAAUCUGCCCACUGUUGAAGUAUAUGACCCAAAAGUUGAUUGUUGGACAUUAGCGGCUUCUAUGUGUGCCCAUGAAGGUGGAGUUGGAGUCGGUGUCAUACCCAUUCAAGAGCCUGAAGUUCCAUGAAUAUUUGUCUGUUGUGGUUAAUACAAUAAUAACAUUACCAUCUAUUAUAUCGCAAUGUGAGCGGUAGGAUAGAUAGCAUUUAUAAUAUGUAAAAAUGAAAACAAUCUUAUAAAUUAUAUUAUUUAUGUUGACUGAUCAUUUUUAUGACAUUUUGGAAGACAAUAUCACUGUGCAACUAUAAUCGUUUAUCAAAGACUCAUUCCAAAUAGGAUGCCAGGUGAUAUGAAAAAACUUGUAUUCAUCUUAAAACAUGUGUGUUAAAAAAAAGUUUGUGUUUCAUAGCCUUUGAAAAUAUUCAAAUUGUUUCACUGCUUGCUAGUAAUUCAAUAUUGUUUCUUACUGGGUUUUACUUAGUCAAACCUUUUUCUGUAUACAAUAUAAGUUUUUACUUUUUAUCCUGUGAUAUAUUUCUGUUUAUUUCACUCCUAUAUUGUGUUACUUUUUGAUGUACAAUUUUUUGAAUGAUAAAUGUAAAUUAGACAUA
Melanaphis sacchari is the source of this 2296-nucleotide messenger RNA. It is a transcript of the gene KLHL18, whose product is annotated as kelch-like protein 18. Gene Ontology annotation, molecular function: protein binding. The transcript is spliced from 10 exons. Bases 1 to 1812 code for a protein of 603 amino acids. The record is from RefSeq and is a predicted model, not a curated record. Lineage: Eukaryota; Metazoa; Arthropoda; Insecta; Hemiptera; Aphididae.